UAAUAAAUACGCAAGGCAGGAGAGUGCGCGAACCGCACACACACUAAUAUACACACGUGCUUCCGUCUUCGUUCCUCGUUGUUUUUGUUGUUGUUUGUUCUUGUUGUUGUUGUUUUUGUGUUUUUGUUGUUACUCGCUGAGACCGCUGUUACGCUGCUGCUGUGCCAACAUCGACACCUCCACCGAACAUGAGUUGCAAUUGUCCAUUGACGUCGAUUGCUGGCCCAACGCUAGCAUCGACAUGUGGAGGACCAUCUUUCAUGUUGUUCAUGGGCCUGCUCGAAGUAUUUUUAAGAAGUCAAUGUGAUCUAGAAGAUCCUUGCAAUAGGCCAAUAGCUCAGAAAAGAGUCAAUCCAAGGUACGACUUCGUGGUGAUAGGCGGUGGGAGCGCAGGUGCGACGGUCGCCUCGAGACUAUCGGAGGAAAAUCGAUUUUCAGUGCUACUGCUGGAGGCCGGUCUGGACGAGCCUACCGGAACGCAGAUACCGUCCUUUUUCUUCAACUUUCUCGGCUCGGAAAUUGACUGGAAGUACAACACCGAAAGCGAGAACGAGGCGUGUUUGAACAAGGACAAUCGGCAAUGCUACUGGCCCAGGGGCAAGGUACUAGGCGGCACUUCGGUAAUGAACGGCAUGACGUACAUGCGAGGCUCGCGCAAGGAUUACGACGAUUGGGCGCGGCUCGGCAAUCCCGGCUGGUCCUACGACGACGUGCUGCCCCACUUCAUCAAAAGCGAGGACAAUCUUCAGGUCAACGACAUGGAUUACGGCUAUCACGGCGUGGGUGGGCCGCUCACGGUCACGCAGUUCCCGUAUCAUCCUCCGCUGAGCCACGCGCUCCUGCAGGCCGGCAAGGAAAUGGGAUACGAGACCGUCGAUCUCAACGGAAGGACUCACACGGGCUUUGCCAUCGCUCAGACAACGUCGCGCAACGGAUCUCGCCUGUCGACCGCCCGAGCUUUUCUGCGACCGGCGCGCAACAGACGCAAUCUCCACGUAAUGCUGAAUUCCACCGCCACGAGGAUCUUGUUCGACCGCAACAAGAAAGCCGUGGGUGUCGAGUUCGAGAACGACGGCGUGCUUCAGAGGGUGACGGUGCUCAAAGAGGUCGUGGUCAGUGGCGGUGCUGUGAAUUCGCCGCAAAUUUUGCUGAACAGCGGAAUUGGACCGCAAGAGGAGCUGAGCGCCGUCGGCGUUCCGGUGGUGCAGGACUUGCCUGGGGUGGGAAAAAAUCUCCACAAUCACGUCGCCUACGCGAUCGCCUUCACGAUCAAUGACACCGACACGACACCCCUCAACUGGGCCACUGCCAUGGAAUAUCUGCUGUUCAGGGACGGCCUCAUGUCGGGCACUGGAAUCUCGGAGGUCACGGCGAUGAUCAACACCAAGUACGCCGACCUCACCGAGGACCAUCCCGACAUCCAGCUGAUUUUCGGCGGCUACCUGGCCGAUUGCUCGGAGACGGGCAUGGUCGGCGAGAAGAAGGGCAAAAAUCGAGUCAUUCUGAUCAUACCGACGCUGCUGCAUCCCAAGAGCCGCGGCGUGCUGAGACUCAGGAACAACGAUCCGCUGUCGCCGCCGUUGAUCUACGCCAGGUAUCUCACGCAUCCGGACGAUGUGGGAGCGCUCAUCGAGGGCAUCAAGUUCAGCAUCGCGCUCACCAAGACCGAGGCUCUGAAAAAGUAUGGCUUCGAGCUCGAUCGGACGCCGGUGAAGAAUUGCGAGCACCUGAAAUUCGGCUGCGACGCUUACUGGGAGUGCGCCAUCAAGCACGACACCGCGCCGGAGAACCACCAGGCCGGAUCCUGCAAGAUGGGCCCGGCUGACGAUCCGUUGUCGGUGGUGGAUCAUCAGUUGCGCGUCCGAGGCGUGCAGAACGUCAGGGUGGCCGACACGAGCAUCAUGCCGCGCGUACCCUCGGGCAACACCAACGCACCGGCCAUCAUGAUCGGCGAGCGAGCGGCUGAUUUUAUCAAGAGGACGUGGCUCGUUUGA
Messenger RNA from Trichogramma pretiosum, 1994 nucleotides. Its product is annotated as glucose dehydrogenase [FAD, quinone]. Gene Ontology annotation, molecular function: oxidoreductase activity, acting on CH-OH group of donors; flavin adenine dinucleotide binding. Lineage: Eukaryota; Metazoa; Arthropoda; Insecta; Hymenoptera; Trichogrammatidae. The transcript has 8 exons. The record is from RefSeq and is a predicted model, not a curated record. The coding region runs from base 189 to 1994 and encodes 601 amino acids.